Messenger RNA from Alternaria ethzedia, 924 nucleotides. RefSeq lists its product as uncharacterized. The transcript is spliced from 6 exons. Bases 1 to 924 code for a protein of 307 amino acids. The record is from RefSeq and is a predicted model, not a curated record. Lineage: Eukaryota; Fungi; Ascomycota; Dothideomycetes; Pleosporales; Pleosporaceae.
AUGGAGUCAGUAGUCGCCGUCCACACGAACGAGGGCAGCCCAGAAGCGCAAUCUGCUCUGGCCGCGCUCGCAGCCACUCUGAACAUCAAUGAGAACGCGCUAAAGACGGCUCUCAAUGGCGCGUUCGAUCUACUGCCCGCGGCCGCAGGUAAUACAAUGCUUGCGCUGCAAAUGAGCUUCCAACGGCUGUCGUACCACAUUGACAGCAAGGCUUUGGUCGAGAUCAUCAUGACAUUUCGACGACGAUUCGGCGGCGCUCUGAGUAUGGAACGAGGUUACCAAGGUCCUAUAAUGGCUAGCCAGAGGAACGAGGCGCUCUCGGUACUUCCAGGCGGUCCAUAUUUCGGUCGGUAUCAUAUCAUGGCCAAUAACUCGGACUCCAACAGCCCCAAUCACGGAGAACCUUCUGGUGGUGCUGGAUAUCGCCCCCUGAAAUACCUGGACGAAUCUCUGUUCCCCAACAACGACGGGGACUUCGCACCUUCAUUCAUGCAGCCACGUGGACCAGCCAGUCGCCUACACUCUCGACCCCCAGCGGCGAAUCCACCCCCAUGGGAAGACCCGGCUCAGGCUUGGCGUCCUGGUGUCUUCAACUUCACUGGACAGCCGCAAGCUCCAGUAGAUCUUCAGAAGCGUGAGCCAGGCACCUUCCCGAUUCCAGUUCCUAGUAGCCGUGAUAGUGCCAUGCGAGGUACACCUGUGGCUCCUCGAAAGACCGUGAAAGCCCCAUCACCUAGCAGCAAUGGUGAAUUCGUGUUCACCGGCUGGAACGACGAAGCCAAGCGAGAGCUCUUCAUGUGGAAAGUAAAGCGCAAGAAGGGCUACCCUUUCUUUUUGCAUCUCUUUCCUGGUGAGACUGCGGAUUCACUACACGAGGCGUUCAAGUUGUACAAAAAUGAAGGAGAGCGUUUGUUGAACGGAUAA